CAGUCAGUCCAGGAAGACCAGCAGCUCCGAAGACGCGCUCUUCACGCAGCUUCAUGGACGCCCCCGCCGCGCGUGCUGCUGUCAGCUCUAGCUCGGCGAAAACGGGGCCUUCAGCCGCCAAGAAGACGCGAAACCGCAAGAAAAAAGGUCGUAGGGCGGCUCCUGCGCCCCCAGCAGCUCCUGCACCCGCGGCGACCUCGUCGUCGAGUCCUGAAGCUCUGGAGGCAGCCGAAUCCGACUCCUUACGGAGCGCGGAGGGCUCCACUUCAACAGCGCGUCGCUCCUUUUCGCCACUCAGUGGCAGUAGUAGUCAACGAUACAGCAGUGAAGAGGAAGGUGCGAAGGAAUAUGAAGAGGACGAGUAUUCGUCCGAGAGCGAGGAGGAAGGUGAGAGCAGCUACAAACCUGGAGGCUACCACCGUGUACUGGCGGGUGAAGUGUACAAUUCGAGGUUUGAGGUGCUAGAAAAGCUCGGCUGGGGGCAUUUCUCCACAGUGUGGAAGUGUCUGGACCGAGAGACGGGGGCUCUGGUGGCCAUGAAGGUACAAAAGAGCGCACGCCACUACACUGAAGCAGCCAAGGACGAGAUUGAGCUGCUGGAGUGUACAGUACAUGCCGCACGGACUCAAUUUGAGUCCACGGAACAACAGGAAGCCAUUAAGGUGAUUCGACUUGUGGACUCAUUCGAACACAAAGGACCCAAUGGUGUGCACGUCUGCAUGGUGUUUGAGAUGAUGGGGGAUAAUCUAUUGACUCUCAUCAAGUACUACAACUACCGAGGAGUGCCCAUGCAGCUUGUGCAGCGUCUUACAAGAGACAUUAUGGAAGGACUGGCCUUUCUGCACGACAAGUGUCAGAUUAUUCACACUGAUCUCAAGCCGGAGAACGUGUUACUCUCGCAUCAAAUCCCACAGCUCCCGAAGAUUCGCAAGGCGCAAUGGGAAGCAUUCCGUGCAAUGCGUCAAAAGACCCAAGGCGGAGGAACUACUAGCAACAAUGCUGGCUCCUCUGGUGGCGCGAAAAUGUCGAAAGAAGAGAAGAAGCGACUGAAGAAUCGGCUCAAGAAGAAGCGCCAGAAGCAGAGAAAACAGGGUGCAGCAGUAGAUGGAGAGGCUUCGGUGGACGAGAGCGCCGAUAAUGGCAAGAUGGACAGCACUGCUCGCCCCACACUCACCAGCAACACUGUGGACACACUGAGCAACAAUUUGUCGCAGCUUGCGAUCUCCGCGACUAUCAAAAAGAAUGAGCCAGCUGACGGCGCUUUCGUGUCGAAUUUCGCAGAACUUUCAGCUGACAUCGACUCGUCGGACUCAACACGGACAUGGUACUACCAAGUCGGACAGCUUGGCGACGAAGAAGACAAAGAUUGGAUACAUUUGCCUCCAGAAUUCGCUGCGAGAGUGAUGCUGCUUCUCCCUGAGGGUCGUGUGGCUGGAUCAAAGAGGAAAGAGCGCGAGUUCACUUUGAGUGUGUCCACUAAGCCGUCAGUUGACAGCGAAGAAGAAGUGGUGGACACGUCGUUCGCUCUGAGGUAUGUGGAUCACGUGGAUGACGACGUGAUGAGCUCGAUUGAAGCCAAGAUGCUAGAGAUCCGUGAAGACUGCUCUUCACAGAAUUCUGGCUCAGCAACGAAGGUGAAGUACCGGCUCUGGAGACUGGAAUUCGACGCCAGAUAUACACACGCUGUGCUAGACUACUUGGAACACCGAAUUGAGGGUCUUCGCUUCUUGAACCUGUCGACUUCUUCUGGUAUCGCACUACCUGGAUUCUUCCUCCCGAAGCCACCAAGCAACGAAGAUAUUAAGACUGCAGCGAAGAAGACAAAGAAACCUGAGCACGAUGACGUUCAAGUAGACGUCGUGAUACAGGGGAUCAUGCUCCUGCCUCGGAUGGGAUCAGAAGACAAGAUGAGUCUGGAAGUCAAGCCCUUACAACAACGUCUUGGUCGCUGGGCUGCGCGCUUUAAUAAACUGGCAAAGAGCGAGGUGUUCAAUCUCAUGAAACUUGACGCCAAGAUCUGCGAUCUGGGAAAUGCUUGCUGGACUUCGAAGCACUUUACGAACGACAUCCAGACGCGUCAGUACCGAUGCCCUGAGGUCAUACUGGGCAAACGCUACGACACUUCGGCAGAUAUCUGGUCCAUGGCUUGUUUUGUCUUCGAGUUGUUGACUGGAGACCUGCUGUUUAACCCCAAGAGUGGACGCAACUUUAAUCGGGACGAGGAUCAUCUGGCGCAGAUGAUUGAGCUGCUUGGUCGCAUGCCCAAGUCGUAUACGGGGUCUCAGCGAGGCUUACGAGAGUUCUUCAACCGCAAGGGCGACUUGAAGCGUAUCCGCAGUCUCAAGUUCUGGAGCUUGCAGCAAGUGCUGGUCGAAAAGUACCACUUCUCACGUCAGGACGCAGAGUGUCUUGCAUCGUUUCUGGGUCCGAUGCUGCGGUACGACCCCGCGAAACGGGCUACAGCUCAAGACUGCCUCGCACACCCAUGGCUGGCACAUGUGGAUGAUGAAGAGGAACUCGCUGACGACAAGAAAGAUCGGGAAUAG
This is a messenger RNA of Phytophthora infestans T30-4, 2546 nucleotides long. Its product is annotated as serine/threonine-protein kinase. Gene Ontology annotation, molecular function: protein kinase activity; ATP binding. NCBI's taxonomy places the organism in Eukaryota, Oomycota, Peronosporomycetes, Peronosporales, Peronosporaceae. The transcript is spliced from 3 exons. The coding region runs from base 54 to 2546 and encodes 830 amino acids. Gene Ontology annotation, biological process: regulation of mRNA processing; protein phosphorylation; spliceosomal complex assembly. The record is from RefSeq and is a predicted model, not a curated record.